This is a messenger RNA of Exophiala bonariae, 2196 nucleotides long. RefSeq lists its product as uncharacterized. Bases 1 to 2196 code for a protein of 731 amino acids. The record is from RefSeq and is a predicted model, not a curated record. The transcript is spliced from 3 exons. Gene Ontology annotation, biological process: peptidyl-cysteine oxidation. Gene Ontology annotation, cellular component: endoplasmic reticulum. Lineage: Eukaryota; Fungi; Ascomycota; Eurotiomycetes; Chaetothyriales; Herpotrichiellaceae. Gene Ontology annotation, molecular function: protein disulfide isomerase activity.
AUGCGACCGCUCCUGCUGGCAUGGGCUCUUACAGCCGCAUUAACAUCCGCUUUCGCUGCACCGCCUAAUCAGAGGAAAGGGUCGGACCUGGCCAAAGAUGCUGUAUCAGGAGACACACCAGCGGAUGGUGAAGAUGCUGUACAGCCUACCAUUUUCAACGACAUUAAAGUGCCCCCAAUGAAAGAAAUAGAAGGCGCACACUUUGCCGAUACUAUAAAGCAGGGCUACUGGUGGGUAAAACAUUAUUCGCCCUAUUGUGGCCAUUGUCAAGCGAUUGCGCCUCAUUGGCAAACCCUUUACGAAUUCUAUGCGACAUCCGAUCCUCUCGAAGGCAUGACGAAAGGAGGUCAACCAGAUCUAUCCUCCCCAAACAGUUUCCAUGGGUUCUACAACUUCCACUUCGCGUCCUUAAACUGCAUAGCCUACGGUGAUGUCUGUGUCAAGAACGGUAUCCAGGCAUGGCCAUCUUUCGUUCUUUACAAGGACGGCCAGAUGGUCGAGAAAUAUUCGGGCCAGAGGACAAUGGAAGCCUUCAGCAGCUAUGUCGAGGAAAAAUUGGAACAAAUCAAGCCUGGUUCCCGCCCAAGAGGGGGUGUCAAAGUCCCCAAAGCGGGCGCAAAAUCAGCAGAUCGCACGACACUCCCUCAUACCGGUGUGGCCAAGGACAAGGACCCUGCAGCCGGAGCUGCUGCGGGCGAUAAGCACAAUCAAUUAGCAGCACAGCUAUCCACGGAAACAAAUUCAGCACUGUUGGCCUCAGAGACAGCCAAGAGUGGCAGAACUUCGAACAAGAAACCCGGGCUUCCACCCAACCCCAAGGGCCUCUCCGUCCCUUUGACCGCCGAAACCUUCCAGAAACUCGUCACCAAUUCUCAGGAUUCCUGGUUCAUCAAGUUCUACGUUCCUUGGUGCUCCCAUUGUCAACAUCUUGCUCCCACAUGGGCCGAAAUGGCCAAAGAGAUGGAGGGUAAAUUAAACAUCGGUGAAGUCAACUGUGAAGAGAACUCCCGCUUGUGUAAAGAUGCCAAGGUCGGAGCUUAUCCCACCAUCUACUUCUUCCGCGGCGGCGAACGUGUCGAGUAUGAAGGCCUUCGAGGUCUUGGUGAUCUCCUCACAUUUGGUGAAAAGGCUUUGGAUAGCGAUGUCAAGUAUGUUGAUGCUGCGACAUUCAAAGAAAUGGAAGAGACUGAGGAGGUUAUCUUUGUCUACUUCUUUGACCAGGCCACCACGUCUGAGGAUUUUGCAGCUUUGGAUCGCUUGACUUUGAGCUUGAUUGGUCAUGCAAAGAUUGUCAAAACCGAUUCUCUCAUCCUCGCCAACCGCUUCAAGAUUUCCACAUGGCCAAGGCUGCUCGUUUCUCGAGAUGGCCGCCCCACUUAUUAUAAUGCUUUGGCUCCAAAAGAUAUGAGGGAUUUCCGGAAGGUUUUGAAUUGGAUGCAGUCCACGUGGUUACCGAUUGUGCCUGAAUUGACAGCAUCAAACGCAAAGGACAUCAUGGCUGGAAGAUAUGUUGUUCUGGGAGUACUAUCCAGGGAACGUCCGGACGAGUUUCUACAAUCCAAGCGAGAGCUGAAGAAUGCUGCUCUAGAAUGGAUGGACAAACAGAAGCAAGCUUUUCAGCUCGAAAGGCAAGAGAUGCGUGAUUCCAAGCAAUUGCGAAUUGAAGAGGCCGAGGAUCGUAAUGAUCAACGUGCCCUACGUCAAGCGAAGAGCAGAGUUAUCAGCAUCACAGAAGAGAACUUCCGCAAAGGAGUUGGCUUUGCCUGGGUCGAUGGAGUGUUUUGGGAACGUUGGUUGAGGUCAACUUACGGUAUUGAUGUUUCAAAGGGUGAAAGGGUCAUUAUCAAUGAUGAGGAGAAUCGCCGAUAUUGGGAUCAAACCGAUUCUGGAGCUUUCAUUGUGCCAUCUCGAACGUCGAUACUAGAAACUUUGGGCAGAAUUGUUGCAUCACCACCCAAGCUCACGCCAAAAUCGACAAUAGGGACAUUUGAAAAUGUGUUCUUCCAGAUCCGAAACUUCGGCACAUAUCACCCGUACCUGUCAUUUGCGCUGCUGGUGGCCGCCAUCAUCACCCUCAUCUCCGUGCUCAGAAAUGGCACGACCAUCAAGCGAAGCCUCAGUCGAAACAGCAGCGGCUACUUCCAACUGGAUGGGAAGGAAGGUCUUUUGGGCACAACGAAUGGAAAAGCUGAUUAG